AUGGCAGUCACAGAGGUCAAUGAGAAGGUCACCAGCUCCGCCGUUGAGCAGGUGUCUAGUGCUGAAAAGCAUGAGCAUCACCACGUCAAGCACGAACCGCACAAGGGCAUCUUCGAAGCCUUUCGGGAAUAUCCAUGGGCAGUCGUUUACUGCUUGUAUCCUCUCUUUACCUGCAUCAUGUGGGGAUAUGACGGCUUGGCAGCGGCGAUCGUGCUCUCGAUCCCCAAGUGGCGAGAGGACUAUGGCUACCUGUACCAAGACCAAUAUGUUGUGUCGGCGAACUGGCAGCUGGCCUUUACAGCUGCGUCCAUGAUAGGUCUGUUCGUUGGUGGUCUGGCGACAGGUGCCGUGGCCAGAGCGAUGGGUCAGAAGUUCUGCCUGUUGUGUGGCCAUGUUCUGACUGUCGCUGGUGUUUUCUGCCAGUGGUACUCGCCGGGCAAGAUGGCCCUCUUCUUUGGCGGAAAGCUUCUUACCGGAAUACCGUUGGGCAUCUUCCUAACCAUCGCACCGACAUACUGCUCCGAGGUCGGUCCUCCAGCACUUCGCGGUGCGCUCGUCGCUGCUGUCAACUUCUCCAUCGUCAUAGGUCAGCUGCUCGGCUAUGGUGUCAUGCGUGAGACCCAAGCCAUGGCUGGCCAGAAUUCAUACCGCGUCAUGUAUGCCGUGCAAUGGGGCUUCGCUGGCGUCGGGUUGGCCUUCUUGCCAUUCAUUCCCGAUUCGCCUUUCCGUCUGUUGGCUCGAGGCAAGGAGGAUGCCGCACGCAAGAGUAUCCGAAAGCUUUACGGCGAAGCAACCGUCGACACGAGAGUUGAGGAGAUCAGGGACAUCCUUACAAAUGAAGAAGCGGCUGCGAAGCAAGGUGGCAGUUACAGAGACUGCUUCAACUCCGUCAAUCGCCUGAGGACGACGAUUGUACUGAGUGUGUUCUUCAUCCAGAAUAUGUCCGGUAUUGGUUGGGUCGUCGGUUAUAUGGGAUACUUCAUGCAGCUCAGCGGCAUGCAAGGCGCUUCAGUCUUCGACGCAACAGUCGGCGUCGCAGGCGUGAUGGCUGUUGGAAAUAUUGCUUCGUGGCCGCUGCUUGAAUAUGCUGGUCGACGACCGACGAUAUUCUGGGGUCUUGUGACAAUGACCGUCAGCUUCCUGCUCAUUGGAGUCUUGACGCAAUUUGUCACCAGGAAUGCAUCCAUCGCCCUUGCGCAGGUCAGCUUCAUGGCCAUCUGGUCGUUCGCAUAUCAGGCCUCAAUUGGUGCUGCAGGCUAUUCGCUCAUGGCUGAGUCAAUGGGGACGGCGAUGAACGGUUUGUCUGGAGCUGUCUGGAGCUUUGCACUCCCGUACUGCAUCAACCCUGACGAGGGCAACCUCGGUGGAAACGUCGCCUUUAUCUUCAUGGGCUUGAUGGUCAUCUCUACCACAUUUGUGUGGUUCUACUACCCAGAGACCAAGGGACGAUCCUUCGAAGAGAUUGACGAGCUUUUCCGCCGCAAGGUCAAGCCACGGCACUUCCACAAGACACAAUUGGCUUAA
Cyphellophora attinorum is the source of this 1524-nucleotide messenger RNA. Its product is annotated as General alpha-glucoside permease. NCBI's taxonomy places the organism in Eukaryota, Fungi, Ascomycota, Eurotiomycetes, Chaetothyriales, Cyphellophoraceae. The transcript is spliced from 5 exons. Gene Ontology annotation, cellular component: membrane. Gene Ontology annotation, molecular function: carbohydrate:proton symporter activity. Gene Ontology annotation, biological process: transmembrane transport; carbohydrate transport. Bases 1 to 1524 code for a protein of 507 amino acids. The record is from RefSeq and is a predicted model, not a curated record.